Messenger RNA from Cavia porcellus (domestic guinea pig), 851 nucleotides. RefSeq names its product phosphodiesterase 6G (gene Pde6g). Gene Ontology annotation, molecular function: 3',5'-cyclic-nucleotide phosphodiesterase activity; cGMP binding. Lineage: Eukaryota; Metazoa; Chordata; Mammalia; Rodentia; Caviidae. The record is from RefSeq and is a predicted model, not a curated record. Gene Ontology annotation, biological process: positive regulation of G protein-coupled receptor signaling pathway; positive regulation of epidermal growth factor receptor signaling pathway; visual perception. Gene Ontology annotation, cellular component: photoreceptor outer segment membrane. The coding region runs from base 199 to 462 and encodes 87 amino acids. The transcript has 4 exons.
GCUGGUAUCAGAGAGGAGUCUUAAUCGGCUCACUGGAAGCAAGAUAAAUGCAAGUGCCAGUUCCCUGCUGAGCCACAUCCAGCCACUGGCACCUGUGGCCCUCAAGACCCGUCUAUCAUCUGCCCACAUGAGGAGUCCUGCUCCACCUGAGGGCACCCAACAGUCAAGGGCUACUGCCGUAUCUCUGCCAUCCUCAUCAUGAACCUGGAGCUGCCCAAGGCUGAGAUCCGAUCAGCCACCAGAGUGGUAGGAGGACCUGUCACUCCCAGGAAGGGGCCACCCAAGUUUAAGCAGCGGCAAACCAGGCAGUUCAAGAGCAAGCCCCCCAAGAAAGGUGUCCAAGGGUUUGGGGAUGACAUCCCUGGCAUGGAAGGUCUGGGAACAGACAUCACGGUCAUCUGCCCUUGGGAGGCCUUCAACCACCUGGAGCUGCAUGAGCUGGCCCAGUACGGCAUCAUCUAGCCCGACAGCUUUCAGGAGCACCAGACCCUCCAGGUGCCUGCUGUGAGGCUCAUUCAGGGUCCCUGUCCAGAGCUUCCAGCCCUACUUAUACCUGGCUUCCAGGGCAGGGUGACCUCAGGCCCUGGAUAUGGUCACCACAAGCCCCUGCUCACCUUCUAGAGACCGUGGCCCACCCUCGGCUCUCCCCUCUUCGUAGUUGGAAUGCACACAGGAAUGUCCCCUACACCCCAGGCCCCUUGUACUUCCUUUCUAGCUGGUUGGCCGGGUAGCCCGAGGUCAGGAGUCCUCAUUGCAUAUGGUAAGACAAGGUCCCUCCAUUCAUCACACUGACCUUUCUGACGUGGCCUAUCCUUGCUAUCCCUGUUUCAAAAUAAAUUAGCAUGUCCUUG